UGGUGAAGGAAAUGUUGGUUAUUCGGAACUGAAGAUGCCAAAGGUCCCACACAAAGCUUCUUCGGAUACAUCCCAGGAACCCGAAGGACCAGGGCAAGCCAACUCCUCGUCCUGCAGAAAGAAAAUAAACACAGCAUAUGCACCAACUAAGCAACUUGAUAGGUUAUACAGCGAAAAAGUCAGUCUGGCAGAAACCUCUGGCCCAGAAACAAUUUAUUCUGAAAUUGGCCUCAACCAAGAUCUGAGCGGUAGGGUGUUCCCCGAGACCCAGAGUGGGCCGUCUCCUCUUCUUCUGCCGAAGAAAGCCACACUAGGCUCUCCGGCAUCAACUCCUCCAAGGUUGUCUCCCAAGUUACCUAAUAAACCCAAUGUGCCCCUGGAACCUCAAGGAUCAGAAACUCCAUUGGCAACAUCCACAACUUCUCUCAUGACUGACAAAGACUGUCAUAAGCCAAGCCAGGCCAAGAGUUUGUCUGGUUCCCCGAGGGAAACCCUUUAUGGGCAAGUCCACAAGUUAAAAUCCCAUCACUCCAUCGUCUCCUCUGACGACAACAAGAGCGAUACCUAUGAGCAGAUUCCUUUUGUGUGGACGAAGAUCAUCCCUCGUGAGCAGGAUCCGGAAAGGAUCCCCAAGUCUUUGCCCACCAAACCCAAAGACUUUCAUGAACCCAUCUCCGCCAAGACCGGGCGGUCCUUGAAGACCCAGGUUUAUGCUGAGAACCCUGAUGAGAGGAUCCCCAGCGAUCUACCCAAAGGUUCAUCAUCCUCCAGGAAUGUCCGCCUUGUGGAGAACACCUACGAGCAAAUUCACUUUGGCCCUGCAAAGGAGACAGAGGGAAAGGGGACGCAAAAGAGCGAAAAAACCAGAAGGUUUCUUUUUGCAGACCGGAAGAUUAAAUUCUGAGCGCUGUGUUUCAGAGGCUGUUUGCAGCCCUU
Messenger RNA from Pogona vitticeps (central bearded dragon), 936 nucleotides. The record is from RefSeq and is a predicted model, not a curated record. NCBI's taxonomy places the organism in Eukaryota, Metazoa, Chordata, Lepidosauria, Squamata, Agamidae.